UGUUUUAAAGAUAGAUGAAAAACGGAAGCGAGAAAGCUUUAGAAGAUACCUCUUGCUCUUCAAAUUAGGGCCACCAGAAUGUAAUUGAUGCAAUUGUUCUCUCCAAGAAGAACCCACUUUUCUCCUGAAGCGUAUAGGAUGAGUCGAAGGAAAAGACCGUUCGUAUUUCUCAAGAACUUCUCUUCCAGCCAGUUUCUUCUAUAAGUCGUCAAUUAAGCCCUAUCCUUUUGAUCAUGGAUCACCAGGUCGACACCGCCAUCGCAGGUUCCGGCCAUAUCGCCGUGUCCUUCAACUCAUCCUUUUCGCCUAAAGCCCCCACGACCCCGUUCGUCUCACUCCGCUGCAAGCCCAUACUCUCGGCUCUACCACUAGAGCUCCUCUCCAGGAUCGCCUUUGAUCUAUCCCUGUAUGAAUACUCUUUCCUGUCCCGCACCUGCUCUUGGCUGCACAGAUACCUCUUCAAUCCUGCAGAGCUCGUUCUCUUUCUCAAAACUCGCUAUCGACUGUCACUCAAGUCUGGAUCCAUUGUCAUCUUUGCCUACCUGGCCAACAUGCAAGUCAGAGCGCCGUUGGUGCUAGAACGGAUAUUUCAAGAGUUCUUCGCAGACUCGCCUGAACGCCUUUUGGAAGAGGAACAAUGGAAGAGACGAUGUCAGCAACAGAAGCGACUCCUCAACCAGAACACCUUUGAGCUGAAUCAGAUGAUCGUGGGUACUGGUUGUGGUGUAGGUGAGAGUAAUAGCAGCCUGGCGAUUCAGCGCAUGGACAGUUCGGAAGCACAUCGCUCUGCGGAAAAGGCUAGACGACAGGCCAAAUGGGAUGCUGUCCGCAUGCUGGGUGUUCUCUAUGCUCUGGAUAAGACUCAUGUCGGUACUUCGAGUUCAACCAAUGCUUUGGUCCUGAGCGGAGCAAGCGAUACAGAAUCAUCGACAUCAGUGUGCACCACUACCAUGCCCAACUCUGUCCCAGAGCCCAUGCCUUCUCCACCAAUUGAUCCAUCGUCAUUCUCACUUUCAACCUCUAUGCCCUCCGCUCCCUCUACAACGACAGCUGCCUCGCUCUCCUCAUGCGUGAUAUUGCCAAUACGAAUGAAGGAGCAGGAAGCCAUUGGAUCAGUGACUAGUUCUGCUCAUAGAUGCUUCCGUGCGAGAAGAUUUCCACGAUCCCUUUCUCAGGAGACACAACAGGAUCCGGGCACGGUAUCUCAUUCAGCCACCAUGGACACAGACACAGACGCAGACCCUCUUCAGGAUGAUUGUUCGCAGGAGCGAAACCAGCGCAAGCGGCAUUCUCCACAAGUGGGUAACAGGCGUACCAUGACUUUCCCAUUUGCAGACUCGCACAAAGUCGACGAUCAUGGCAAUCAGCGGGCUGUAUGGAACUCGAACGUACUCUCGCCUAUUUCUUUGUCUGCGUCUUCUUCUACUUCUUCAUCGUCUUCUUUUUCUUUUUCAUCUUCGCCUUCUGAAGCUCCGGGUUCGGUAUCGGUACCGAUCACUCAUUUAACGAUGCAGACGGAUAAGCAAAAUAUGCUCAACAUUCCUGUCAGCAGUAGCAAGAGGGUGCCCGCGCAGCGUUCGACAGAGAAGCGGGGCAGAGCGUCUACAUCUACACGCGUAGCAACGCCACAGAGGCCAUUGGAUGCUUCGCCCAAAAAAGGUAGCAGGAGCAGCAUUCAAAAACAGCAACAAGAGCAGCAGCAGCAACAACAGCAAGAACAACAGCAGCAAAGGCAGCAACAACAUAUCCUUCAGAUGGAAGAUAAAAUUGCGUUCUUGGCAGAGUACACGGACCGAAUGCAUUUGAGACUCCAGGCGUUAGGGAUUAAGGACUGGGGUCAGGAAGAUAUUCAGAGGAAGAAGACGUACCAGUUAAUGAUCCGACAUAACGACAAAACUGGAGAGAAGGAUCUGGUAAAAUUUUAUUUGGGGCGAUAUGGUGGAUCUGUACAUCGAGAGGAAGAAGAACAGGAGCACCAGGAGCAGGAGCAGGAGCAGGAGCAGGAGCAGGAGCAGGAGCAGGAGCAGGAGCAGGAGCAGGAGCAGGAGCAGGAGCAGGAGCAGGAGCAGGAGCCGGAUUUGGGACUGGGACAGGAGCAACAGCUUGGACCAACGGAUACGGAGAUGGUUUCUGCGAUUCUGUCUUCUGUAGCGUCCUAGUUGUCUCAUGUAGAAUCAAUGAGUAUGCAUGCAAAAAUAUAUGAGCGAUAGCAUGGCUCCUUGAUUCUUCUUUGUUCCUUCAUGGCCUGGCUUCUGAGAACAAUGAUGCAGUUCUAUGUUAACCUGGGAGAGUUUGGGUUGG
Molecule: messenger RNA, 2301 nt
Organism: Gamsiella multidivaricata
Lineage: Eukaryota; Fungi; Mortierellomycota; Mortierellomycetes; Mortierellales; Mortierellaceae
Exons: 4
Coding region: 234-2159 (641 amino acids)
Source: RefSeq, a predicted model, not a curated record